AUGACGGCGCGCAAGGAUAAGGAGAGGGCUUUGGAUGCGGCGCUUACUGCGGUGAGCGGCCAAGGCGGAGCGGAACCGAAGGCAAAGAAGGGGCGGAUGGAGGAUUGGUAUGGCGAGGGGGGGAAGACGGCGAAGCGUGCGGCCGACGAUUCGAUUUGCCUCUUCAUCGCGGGGACGCGCACGGCAGAGAUUAUAUGCCAGCACCCCCUCUUCCUCAACAUGCUGCGCGCCGUUAACGCUGCCGGACCCGGAUACGUCCCCCCCAAGCGUGGCUACGUUGGAGGCGCCGGGCUGCUGGCGUGCAAGCAGCAGAUUGAGAAGGGAUUGGCGCCCAUUACGAAGACUUGGAAGGAGACUGGCAUGACGAUCGCCAGCGACAUGAUGAGGGACAAGAGCGGCCGCGCGCAGAUGAACAUCGUCUGCAUCAACGCCAGUGGAGCGGUUUUCCAGGAGGCGGUCGACUGCAAGGCGGAGACAAAGACUGGGGCGUUUAUUGUGAGCGUCCUGCGGCCGAUCAUCGAGAAGGACUUCGGCAGCAUGGAUUGGGCGCAGGAGGUCGUGCCAGUGGCGACCGACAUGAUUUCGUUCGUGCGCAGCCACACGUGGACGCGUGCCUUCCUGUGCUGUCCCGAGCUGCACGGCGAGGAGAAGUCGCUGCAGCCGCUGUGA
This is a messenger RNA of Closterium sp. Naga37s-1, 669 nucleotides long. The record is from the annotation of a GenBank genome assembly. NCBI's taxonomy places the organism in Eukaryota, Viridiplantae, Streptophyta, Zygnematophyceae, Desmidiales, Closteriaceae.